AUAUCUCUCUGGCGGUAUUCUGAAGCAUGUUCGAAAGUAGUAAAGAAUGUAGUCGACGGAAGUGGUCUUUCUUAUCGGGCGGCUUCAUCGUGCGGAAGUGGUGCACCGUCGUACCGUACACGCAUCGAAAAAAGAUAUUCUGCCUUUCGAGCUUCUUGUCUUUCUUAUGUUGAUUUUGUUUACCAAGUAUUUUAAACCUUUUAUUUAUUUCUUAUGGAUGUAACACACACACGUGCGUGUAUGCGUAUAUAUAUAUAAUGCAAUUCUUAUGAAUUUGUUUAGAGACACCUUGUAUAACAAGAAAGUUUCUUUUUGAAGGACGAAAGACAGCCUAUAAAUUUUAUCUAUGCAAUUACGAUAUCGAGGCGGUUAUUCAAUUUCACACGUUUAUGGAAUAAGUUAGAAGUCUAUGCGUCUCUUAGUAGGGUGCACUAACAGUAACUAGGUCAACGAUGCAUUUCAUUCCAAUUUCCGUGAAAGAUUCAAUCGUUUCUUAAUAAUUUAUUAAAUGAUCGACCUUUUCGUCGACUCGUAGUAGACCGUUGCCCACGAAGGAGGGGCUAUACAAGCCAAUUGUGAUUACGUUUUGACAAAGCCAUCGUGAUAUAAUGACUCAAAGAAAGUAAUAGACUUUUAUAUUAUUCACUAAUAUCCACGAGUAUGUAUAUAUAUGUCGAAGGCGUAUAUAUAUCGACGAGAUCGCAUAUCAGGUUCAUCGAUAGUAAUGACUUCCUUCCUUUUCUUCUUUUUGUGGAGCAUCACCAGUGCGUUAUACACUGAUGGCUCAGACAUUCUGCCUUUCUCUAGACUUAGGAAUGCCACUAUGGAUAAUUACAGUAUCAUUCAAAGUAGCUGUCGUCAUUGACAAAGGAUUCUUCUCUGGGAAAGAUGAAGAUUAUCGAAAAGCUCGCACGAUUAUCUUAGAUUCGAUCCAUGAAAUCGUGAAGAAGGAGAUACGCGUAGGUUAUAUAGAUAUACGCGCAUUACAAGACACGAAUGUUGAUUUUCGCGAAGAUUACACGGUACUCUUGUCGAUUGCAACAUGCAAUAAAACAUGGCAUUUACAUGAAUCAGCACGGCAGUCUGGAGUUAUACAUCUAGCGAUAACAGAUCGUAGCUGCCCACGUAUUUCAAUUUUUGAGGGUAUAAGCAUCCCAUUGAUUAACCCAGGCGAAGAAUUGCCACAAAUGUUUUUGGAUCUUCGUACUGCAAACGCUUUAUCUUGGAAGAAUGUUGUGAUUUUGCACGAUGACUCUUUUGAAAAAGAAAAAAUCAAUAACAUCGUUCAAGCCGUAACGAGUGAUAUAUCGAAUAUGAACAUUGCAUCGAGGUCGAUCUUUUCCUUUAAACGCUUUGCUUCUGAAUGGGUCAGGAGACAACAUAUAAAAGAUAUACUUAAUAGUUUUCACAUUCAACAACUCGGCAAUUGUUUCCUUGUUAUCGUCACUGUCGAUACAAUCACAGACGUCAUGGAAGUUGCUAAAUCAUUAAAGAUGGUUCAUCCCGGUAGUCAAUGGUUGUACGUCCUCACAGAUGCUGGAAAUCGGAAUUCGACGAAUGUAACAUACCUUGCAGAUUUACUGCCAGAAGGUGGAAACGUGGCUCUUAUUUACAAUAUUACUACAUCCGAUGGUACCUGCAAUAUCGAUCUUCUUUAUUAUGUUAAUGAUUUUGUUCGAUAUUUUGGGAGUGCUGUGAAAAAUUCAUCUCAAAUCAACAAUGAGUUAUACGAGAAUAUAACUAAUACGGAACAUGAAAUGUUUAGAUUAACCAAGUCUCAAAUAAAUUCACACAUUCUCAAGAGUAUUAAUACGAAAUUUUCAGAGAAGUCAAAUUUAUCUAAUAAAAAAUACGGGAACUGUUUGUUUUGGAAAAUUUCUUCAGCUAUUACUUGGGGAAAUUAUUUUUUUUACGGGAGGAAAGGCGCUAAUUUGAUAGAAACAAGCACUUGGAGGCCAAGACAAGGUAUUAAUCUAUCCGAUGUAAUAUUCCCUCAUAUUGCAUAUGGCUUUAGGGGUAUAAGUCUGCCGAUAGUGACAUUUCAUAAUCCACCCUGGCAAAUGGUAAAUGUGAUGAAGAAUGGUGAAGUGAGUUAUGGUGGAUUGGUCUUUGACGUGCUUAAGUAUUUGGGUAAAAAAUUAAAUUUCACAUACGUGGUUUUUGUUCCUAAAAUUGCAAAUAACACGAAAGCCCUACGUGGCUCUACUAGGGCGUUAAAAGUUGGAGAGAGGCCACACGGAACUCUGACAUCGACCACGAGAAAAUUGCCGGAAGAAGUGUUGAAAUUGGUUCGUACGAAGAAAGUUUUACUUGCUGCUUGCGCCUAUACAGUCAGUGAUUUUGAGAAGAGUGCUAUUAAUUUCACCAUACCUAUCUUCGUUCAGACAUACAGCUUUUUAACAUCAAGACCAACGCAACUGUCGAGAGCUUUGCUCUUUACUUCACCAUUUACUAAAGAGACGUGGGCCUGUCUGGCCGCAGCCAUUAUUAUAAUGGGUCCAAUCUUAUACCUGGUUCACAAGUACAGUCCAUCUAGUACGAAGAUGUCCGGUUUGAAUUCGUCUUGGCAGUGUGUCUGGUAUGUCUAUGGUGCACUUCUUCAGCAAGGAGGAAUGUACUUGCCUAAAUCUGAUAGUGCUCGCAUACUAGUUGGUACCUGGUGGUUAAUCGUAACAGUUCUAGUAGCAACUUACUCUGGAAGUUUAAUCGCAUUCCUGACCUUUCCGAAAAUAGAUGACCCGAUUUUAACAGUGGACAAUCUUCUCGCUCAUAAGGAUAAGUUAACUUGGGGUUUUCCGAAUGGUAGCUUUCUAGAGGAAUAUUUACAAAGUUCUGAAAAUGAACAAUAUCGUUUGCUCCUUUCUCGUUCGGAAAGACAUAACGACACAGAAGAGACGGAUAUCAUUAGACGAGUGAAAGAUGGCAAACAUGUCUUCAUUGAUUGGAGAAGCUCUUUGCGGUUUUUGAUGAGGAAGGAUCUGUUAUCCAGUGGAAUUUGUCACUUUUCUCUUAGUACAGAAGAGUUCAUGGACGAACCCAUUGCGAUGAUCGUUCCCAACAAUAGUCCAUACUUGCCGAUCAUAAAUAGCGAGUUGUAUCGUAUGUAUGAAUCUGGUUUAAUAAAUAAGUGGAUUUCCGAAAAGAUGCCAACGAGGGAUAAAUGCUGGGUAGGUGCAAACUCUAAUGAAAUUGUGGACAAGCGUAAGGUUAAUGUUGCUGAUAUGCAAGGAAUCUUUUUUGUACUUUUCAUGGGAAUUGUUUUAGCGAUCAUCUUUCUCUGCUGGGAGUUCUAUUGGCACAGACGAAAAGUAUCGAAACAACGCAAAUUUAUCCAACCAUUUGUAUUCUAAAUUUUUCUUAGAAGAACAUUUAUGCACGAUCGUUAUAAUUGUUAUAUCUUUACAUUUUUACUAUAAUAAUGUCGAAGAAUAAACUAGCAUUAUACUUGCAACAAUGUUAAGAAAUUAAGUUUUAGAAAUAUCGGAUUGUCGGUUUUUAUGGUUUUAAGGGCAAACGGAAACCAGGCUUGAGUAAGGUUGCUUAAGUCUAAGUUGAUUAUCCUAAGAUUUCAAGGAUGGAUCGGCGGAAAUGGUCGGCAAACGGAAAAGGUCCUGUACGCGCGUAAUAUUGUGAUGGGCAUUGCAAGUUCGAGUUAAUUAUCGCAGAGGCCCUCAUUGUCGAUCCUCAAUGUAUUUAGCAACGAUUCUUGGUGGUGCCGUGCGCGCAAGGUAAAAGUCAUGAAAUUACAUAAUGCAUUCGCUGUGGAUAUCCUCUUCUAACUGUCUUUCUCGAAAACCGGGUUUUCGCAUGGUGUGUUUUUUCUACCGCUUACGUUAAAUGCGCAAUCAACGAAAUUUAUAACUAUAAUUCGUCAGGUAUCACCAAAACAGGAUAUUGCACUUUUGCAAUAUUUAAAAAUAAUUUGUAAAUAAAAAAGCUCAAACAUCGUAGUAUUUCGUUUCUAAGUUAUGCGACAUGUUUGAUUGGUAAAAAUGCCUAUAUAAUAGCAAAGGAGCGAUAAUCGAAGUUCACUGGCAAAACUUAUUCGUUUAUAAAGUACAAGCGAGAUUUCAAAGUAAAAGGAAAAACAUAAACGUGUAAAUGAACGAACGAGAUGCUUUUACGAUUUUUCAUAACUUUUAUAAAUUCUCGAAAUAUUGUUUCCUUUCGUGAAAGCAAUCUUCAUGUGUAUUCUAUUCGAGUUUUUGAACGAAAGAGAAUGAGCAAAGAAUAUAUUAAAACAGUAAAAAGAAAGAAAAAAGAACACGAAGCUUGUAAUGGGAGUUUUUUUUAGUUAGGGUUUCUAUCGAAGCUAGGGAGAAGGUCAAAUCUUAGUAGGUGCGAAGGCGAUACGAGGAGAAACGGCAGACGCGGGGUUGUCCACCUGAUGACCUUGCCGUUGAAAAAAUCGUGGAGUAGUCGGCAGCGAGCUCGGAACUGGCGGCGUGAGCCAUCUGCGAGCCAGUUCUGUUGUAGAGCGCGCGAGACUAGGACUAAUCCUAAUAAACGCCGAGCCGGAGUCGUUGCCGAGGUCGAAUAAACGAGCGCACGAGCU
Messenger RNA from Vespa velutina, 4555 nucleotides. It is a transcript of the gene Ir93a, whose product is annotated as ionotropic receptor 93a-like. Gene Ontology annotation, cellular component: membrane. Gene Ontology annotation, molecular function: ligand-gated monoatomic ion channel activity. Bases 780 to 3350 code for a protein of 856 amino acids. NCBI's taxonomy places the organism in Eukaryota, Metazoa, Arthropoda, Insecta, Hymenoptera, Vespidae. The transcript has 15 exons. The record is from RefSeq and is a predicted model, not a curated record.